Messenger RNA from Lecanosticta acicola, 2418 nucleotides. NCBI's taxonomy places the organism in Eukaryota, Fungi, Ascomycota, Dothideomycetes, Mycosphaerellales, Mycosphaerellaceae. The record is from the annotation of a GenBank genome assembly.
AUGGCUGCGCCAGACGAAGGCACCCACGAAGCCGACUCGGCCUAUCCGCCGGGUGGGCUCAUGCGCCCUCCGACUGCGCACGCCGCGCCAUACAGCAGAAAUGGCAUUCUACUAGACAGUGGUACCUUUCCCAAAAGCCAAAUUUGGACCACAUGGCCACUAGACGCGCGCACGGGAAUUCCACCCGCCGGUCACCGUGUGCAGUUGGCCUUGCAGAACUUUCCAGUUGACUCCGGUAAGUAUGCAGUGCGCCUACCGGACGACAGCAGCGGAAAUGCGAGAUGGACUUGGCAUCAGCCCAUGUAUAUGCAGAGUUUCUCUCGAUUCGGUGUACCGGUCCAUGCAGCAUCUCGGGACUGGAGGGCUCUUCAGAUCCAAGCCGCGGCGGAGCAACGAGAGCAGACGGCGGCUCGAGAGAUGACAGACCACACACAAGGAUUCGAUCGCGUGGUGCAGGCGCAGAGAGCAAGAGAGGUCGCAGACGUGGAGCAGAUUAGGCAGGAGGCGGCACGGCGAACGGCAGAAAUCGAGAGAGCUAAACAAGCGCAAUCAGAGUUUGCAGCGCAACAAGCCGCGAGGCGAGCAGGACGGGAGUUGAUCGAGGAUCAGUCCGUAGGAGCCCUUCAGACGCCAGCAGGCGGUAGCAGGCUUCAACAACAGCGCUCUCAGGAGUUGAGCGGGAGGAAGAUCGGUCCUCCGCCACAGUCAAUGAUAUACACCAAUCCUCAGACUCCGCCAGUCGGCAUGCCCGUCCCAUCGCUACGUUCGCAAGGUCCGGUAGAAAAGAGCAAAAGUCGCGCAAGCGGCAUCGCCAUUCCCUCGUCCGAGGAGCCGGAUGCAGUUGACACAAGUGCAGACGCCGAGCUUCGCUGCACCAACUGUCUGAGGAGCAAGAAAGGCUGCGAUAAGGUGAGACCAGUCUGUGGCCGGUGUCAGAAGAACGGAAUUGGCCCAGAAGGAUGCCUCGCGGUCGGCCACAAGAAGCGCAAACGCUCUGGAGAGCAAGAGAGAGCCACGCCUGGUCUCGGAUCAUUUCGUACGCCUGCCAAUCCGAGCUCCGGCGUGCCGAUGCCCAGCGGUGGAAGCCAGAUUCACGGAACACCAAUGGCAACGGCAACGCCGUCUCCAAAACCACCUCUCGUUUCUUCGAAGCCACUCGAACAGCUUCUGGAUUACAGCCCCGGCGUUUCAAUGCCCAGCGGUGGAGCUCAAGCCCGCGCUCGUGCCCCAGCGGCAACAUAUAACACGCCUUCCAAACCACCUCUCGUCCCUGGUAAGCCAAUUCAGCAGCCUCGGGCAGGUCUUGGAUCGAGUCCGGCAAUGCCUGCUAGCGACGGACCACAACAGAAGACCAAGCGAGAGCAGGCAACAGCGGCUGCCAAGGCACCUCGGCCAACCGUAGCUCCUUUCACUCCGCAUACAGGUCGACUUACAGAUGCAGCGCUCUCAUCUAGCAGCGCUUCUCGCCCACCCACCGCUGCCUCUAAGCCAUCGGCAACGCCCAUGGCCUCCCCUACAAUUGCCAGCAGCGGCAGAGGUAUGAAGGCCGCCAGGCUGGAGAAAGCAGAGACUCCCAAGUCGCAACGAUCUCGAAACAUAAACACCAAAAGCAACGCACAGGCACAGGCAGAAGCUGACGAGACAGCAAAGAUCUCCGUACCUCAACCAUCCAAAAUCACCACAGCCAACGGGCUGACGACACUGCACCUGACAAGCUCUUUCUCAGACGGGACAGCCCAAGCCACCGGAAAGAAAGAUUUCGAGAACGACAAUGCCUGGCUCGUGAAAGGAGUUGCGACGAGAUGGGCCAGUCUACUCGGAAUGCCAAUCAAAGGCAAAGACCUGGAGUAUCGGCUCGAUCGAUUGCCGACUGGGUACAGUUGCUACGGCAGACAUCGGACCAAAGCCAAGGGUAGCCAUACCGAUCGAGAGAUUUGGGGUGUGCCCAAGGGGAGGAGAUACCUGCGGUCGAUCAAUGAGUACUGGCCGCAUUUUGAGUGGUUGCAGAAUGGGGGAAGUGGAACAUGCGGAUGCAUGUGCUGCUCGAAAGAGACCAAAGGCAGGCGAGACACGGCAGUCGGGGAGGCAGGUGGUGCGACGGACGAUCGCAUGACGACUAGAUCCGGAGCCGGGGCAACAGAGGGUGCUGGACAGGACCUCCCGUCGUUGGUCCAAGAGGAAGAGGAUGACGGCGAAGCGGAUGCCGAAUUUAAGGAAGAGGAUCGCUUUUACACUGCCCCAAGUCGCCAGUCGAGCGGCGGCGUCAAUCUGCGGAACAGAUUCUUGCAAGCCCAGAGCAACAUGUCUCCAAAGAUAUCUGGUUCUCCCAGUCAACAGUUGGGACGACGUGACUCGCGUAUGGAGGGCGGUGACGGAGAUGUCUUCUUGAGUGGGUAUGGAAACCGGAUGCAGCAGUGA